UCUAAACCAAAUCAAGCCGCUUCGUGUUCUUCGACCUCACUUACAUCGUCUUGAACUAUACUCUUGCAUGAUGUUAUAGAUUCUAUGAUCUCUUGCCCUUGCCUGGGUAAAUGACACGAAAAAACCUUACUCGUGUUUAGCUUUGAAUAGGUUCAGUUAAAAACCCUAACCUAAUGUCUGCCCAAAAGGUCUCUAUGCGUUCUAGAGAUUUAAUCAGCAGUAUGCCAGAUGAGGUUCUCGGAAAAAUCCUGUCGUUGCUUCCGACAAGACUUGCUGCUUCCACAUCGGUUCUGUCCAAAAGAUGGAAGAAUCUGCUUUCUCUUGUAGACGCGCUUGAUUUGAGUGACGAAAUCGGUAACCCUCGUGGUUUCUCUGAUUUUGUGGACACAACACUUGAUCUCUUAAGCAACUCUUCAAUCAUCAAAACAUUCUCUCUUACUUUUACACGCUCUUUGCGACGUCGUCAUUGUGAAUGGUCUCGAGUGGAAAAAUGGAUUCGCACUGUCCUGGAGGGUGGCUUCUUGGAACUUCACUUGGGUGGUUUUUGUACACAUCGUAUACAAUCUGAGUUCUUCACGAGCAACACACUGGUCAAGCUCACGUUAUCCAAUGAGUUUUAUCUUGAUGGUCUCGGUCCACUUGGUGGCGUGUUCUUCCCAAAGCUCAAAUCCCUUUCUCUCCUUUCAGUUGGGUUUUGGGACAAUACGACGUAUGAGUAUCUCAUCGCUGGCUGCCCUGUGCUUGAUGAAUUGUUAUUAAGUUAUGGUGAACCCUCGGAUGGUAAUGGGUUUGGGUUUAUUCCUUCUAUAGAGGUUUCGAACCCUGCCAUUAAGAGACUGACUAUCUCUUACCAUUUUCAUGGUUACGUUGAACCUCCUAUUAGUGAAUUGUUUUGGACACCAAGUCUUGUGUACCUCGACUAUUCUAGCUAUGUCGCAAGAAAGUAUACUGUUGAUUUUGACUCGCUUGUCGAAGCUAGAUUGGAUCUUAGAUCAAGAGAGGAGCGAGUUUUAGCUGUGGAAGAGGAUUGUUUUGAUGUGGAGGAUGAUACUUCAGAGGAUGAUGGAUAUGAUUAUGAUGAUGAUGAUGAUGAUGAUGUUGAUGAUGAUGAAGAUGGUGGUUUUGGUGAGGACGAUGAUAUUGAGGUUCUCGUUGUUGAUGAGGAUGUUGAGGAGGACCCAGAUGAAAUUUUACGGCCUGAUGUUACGGAUCUGGUUGCAGGGAUAAGCAAUGUUAAAACCCUUCACCUGUCAUCGGAUUCUCUUGAGAUGUUUCACUUAUACUGCAAAUCAAUGCCGGUGUUUCACAGCCUCCUUACCUUAUCAUUUGAGAGUGACAAAAAAGGAGGCUGGCAAGUAUUGCCACUUCUACUCAACAACUCUCCUAACCUAAAAACCUUAGUCAUCAAGAGUCUUGUGCACAAAGUCACAGAUAGAUGCGGGGAUGCCUGUAUUUGCAUUGCUAAAAGAAAGAAGAAGAAGAUGGAGGAAGAAGUAUGCUGCUUAUCUACAUGUCAAGUGAAGGUUCUAAACAUUUCCGGGUAUGGAGGAAGUCGUAGAGAGCUUAGACAGAUGAGUCAUUUCUUGGGAUAUUUGAAAUGUCUUGAAACCGUCAAGGUUGGUGUCAAAGCUGAGAAUCACGGAGAAGACGACAAUGUUAACAAUAACUACCAGAGAAUCACCAGUGCUCUUACUAAGCUUCCCAAAGCUUCAUCAAACUGUCAAGUUCAUUUCUUCUGAUUCCUUCUUACAAAGGAAAAUCAUUUUGAGGCUUAAUUAUCUUUUAGAAAACGCGUUAAUUGUGAUCCU
Molecule: messenger RNA, 1808 nt
Organism: Raphanus sativus (radish)
Lineage: Eukaryota; Viridiplantae; Streptophyta; Magnoliopsida; Brassicales; Brassicaceae
Product: F-box/LRR-repeat protein At2g29930
Exons: 3
Coding region: 174-1739 (521 amino acids)
Molecular function (GO): protein binding
Source: RefSeq, a predicted model, not a curated record